AUGAAUUCACUAUCCUGGGAAGAAAGGGGCAUACGUGUUGAUGGAAGAUUUCUCUCGAACCUUCGUUUCGCGGACGACAUCGUUCUCUUUUCGAGCAGUACCAAUGAAGCAGAAACGAUGCUCAACGAAUUGAACGAAGCAGGGAAGAGAAUAGGACUACGAAUAAACAGAAAGAAGACACAGUUCAUGAAGAACGCCCACUGCGAGGACGGAGGAGUACAACUUGAAGGCUCCCAAAUCGUGGAAACUCCGUCAUACGUAUAUCUCGGACGUUCUAUGAACAUGGAAAACGACUUGAAGGAAGAACUGAAUAGAAGAAUGAGAGCAGCAUGGGCAGCAUUCGCAGCCGUCAGGGAAGCUACGGACCAACUGACGGACCAAGAUCUUCGUGCCCAUCUGUUCGACUCGACAGUCCUUCCAGCGCUCUGUUACGCAGCGGAGACGCGGGCAGACACCGCGGCCACGUCUAGGAAGCUACUUACUACCCACAGAGGUCUUGAGAGAUGUCUCCUGAAGUUUAACCGGCGCACACAACACCUUGCCGGUCUUCGUAGCUCCGACUUAAGAGGAAUGUCCUGUCUUCGCGACCCAGUGGAAUAUGUAUCGAAAGCAAAACAUAGAUGGGCCGGUCACAUCAUGAGAAGAAUCGACGAUAGAUGGACUAAAAGAACGCUAGAGUGGAUCCCAAAGGGCGCUAAACGCCCCCGAGGGAGACCGCCAACGAGAUGGGGUGACGUGUUCGCUGCACGGAUGGACCAGCCGAGAGCUCAGCUGGAUACGGCUCAAGGACCUCGUCAACGUCACUCACGAAGCUUGAGAACAUCUUGGAUGACAAUGGCGAAGGAACGAAACGAGUGGAAGAGAUGCUCGGGCCCACACGUCCAGCGAAGACGGGCCAUCUAA
Messenger RNA from Necator americanus (New World hookworm), 903 nucleotides. RefSeq lists its product as uncharacterized. The transcript has a single exon. NCBI's taxonomy places the organism in Eukaryota, Metazoa, Nematoda, Chromadorea, Rhabditida, Ancylostomatidae. The coding region runs from base 1 to 903 and encodes 300 amino acids. The record is from RefSeq and is a predicted model, not a curated record.